UCACGACAAUUACGCAAUUGUCUUAGCAGAAUCGUCGCCUAGAAAAACCUGCGUCGUCGUUGUUAAAGAUAACAGUAUGCAUCAUGAUCGAUUAGAUGAUACUUCGAUAGUAAGAAAUAUAGACGAUAGUUGAAAAUCACAACAGAUUCGACAUUCGCGCCUUAUUGUUUAAUGUUAGCAAAAUGUUUCGAUCGUUCUUCUCGGUAUGCUCGAAAGUCAACAAGUAUUUUGUUUUUUAAAUCUUCAAAGAUAAUACCAAGUGCAUAAGAAAACAAGUGGCAUAAAAAUAUAAUCAUUAAAAGUUGUUUUUCUAAUAGUGAGAAACAGAGAGAAAGAGAGAGAGAGAGAGAGAGAGAGAGAAAGAGAAAAAGAGAGAGAGAGAGAGAGAGAACGAGAGACAUAUUUUGCGAAUGUGCGAAAGACAUAUAUAGGCAGAAAGUGAUCGUCAUUUUGUAGUAAACGUGUGUUUACUUCGAGCCAUGUGUGUUUACAUUUUUUUUUCUUUUUUCACCGACUAUCGAGCAAGUGUCGAUUGUUGAAAUGACAAAAGGAUCAAUCAACUGUGAAACGUGUUAGCGUUAGUUGGUGUAAACUUAAACGUUUAAUUCAAGCAGCUAACAAUUUUCAUCAUUAUGAGUGCAUUGUGUUGCAUCGGGUUAUCCGUAGCGUCAAGAAUUAUCGGCACUUAUACAUUGGCUCUCUCGAUACUUAUAAUAAAUGUCUUCAUGAGUCAUUUCUUUAUUGGAAAUCACGAACAUGAUUUCUUUGGAACUGUUGAAUCCUGGGCUCCCAUUGGCUUGCAUUGGGCUCUUGUUUUCAAAUAUUUUCGAUUGGAUAGACAAUCUCAAGUCAUUGCCAUUUGUUCGUACGCUAUUUUCGUAUAUAGCAUGCUGUUUUUAAUAUCAAGCGCGUAUCUUACGUAUGGAUCGAUCACAAGGAAAUCUAAGUAUGCCGUGCCUUGGUUAUAUAUGCAAAUGGUUAGCAUAAUAGAUCAGUCAACGGCGCUAGGUAUUCAAUUGAUACACGAACGAUAUGAUGUUUUCGAUAAAUCGACAUGGUACAUUCCACUCUGUUGCAUUUAUUUACUACUCAAUGCAUAUUUCUGGAUGGUCGUGCAAAGUUCACGCAGAGAAUGGUCCAAAAACAUAGAAAAUCAACAAAUCUCACAAAUAUCUGGAAACCUUACCGAUGAAGUUACAACUAAAUCACCUUCCUACGUAUCGUUGAGCUUCAUGACAAAUCAAUCUUCUUAUCAACCAUCGAACACUUUACCCUUUUACGAUACCUCGAAUAGCAUGAAAUGAAAUGAACAAAAGACUAUAUUAUUCAUCAUAUCGAGUCGCCGAACAUCAACGAAGUUACUCGGUUUGUGGGAUAUGUAAAAAAUUGAAAUCGUCCGUUAAAAAUUGAAAUCGUCUGAUAAAAAUCGUUUAUGUUUUACGAUAGAAUAAUUUUAUAUUAUGAAGAACGAUAAGAACGAAAAUUCCUUUUUUACAAAGUUCUUCGAUUUUAUAUAUGGUGCUUGAAAUUUGGCGAGUUUCAAAUCGAACGAAUUAAUAUGUAUUUAUUUGUAUAAACAUCUUAUUUUGUUUAUUUUUUUUUCUUCAUUAUUUGUUGAUAAAAUUAAUGAAAGAAAUCGAUGAUCCAUUAUUAUUUUCGUUCAAUUAAUUUCAAAAUGAAAAAUGUUUGUCGAUAAGCGAAGUAGCAAACAACCGAUGUUCCAUUUCUCUCUUUUCCCUUGCAUUUACGAUAGUUUUUGUAAAAUUUUCUAAAGUUAAGACCGCGUAAUAACCAUUGACAUUUUUCUUUUCAGUCAAUGGAUUACUUGUAUUUUUUUUCUCUUUCACUCUCUCUCUCUCUCUCUCUCUUUCUCUUUUUCUCUCUCUCUCUCUCUCUCUCUCUCUUCCUUUUUCGUUUUCUUGUACGCAGAAUGAAUCUCCUUCUGGAAAGUAGAAAAGAAAAAUGUAUAAUAAUGCGGGUAAAACGAUAAAUCAAUUGGGAGAUGCGACUAAUAGAGUGUAUCAAGCGGAGCUGUCCCUCGACCCUAAAGGAGAAAGAGAGAGAGAGAGAGAAAGAGAGAGAGAGAGAGAGAGAGAGAGAGAGAACAUUGCUAUGCAUAGAGAAAUAUGAAAAAUGGAUCUCACUUUACGUCGAAAUACUUUUAAACUUAGGCGAUUGAAAUCUCACGCAAGCAUAUUCGAAGUCAUAGUAACAGAACUGCUGGCUACACGCGUGUAUCUCGUAUACCGAACGAGCAAAACUCUUGUCAACUUUUCGUUAUAUACUUAGGAAUAAUAAUCGAGAUGACAAUAGUCGAUGGAGGAAGGUUUUUACUUCGAUUUAUGUCGAAUACUUUCGUUGCUUUGCUACUUUGAUCGUUCAAUCGUCGUAGAUACAUCGAAAUGGAAAUUAUUAUCAUUGAUGUUUGCGUGUAUGCGAAUUGAAAGAAAGUGAUCUUCAAAUCUUUAGAAGGAAAAAGAUUAACGUAGUAUUGUAGAUACAUAAGUAUUUAUAUACGUAUGAGAAGGGUAAAGAUACGCAUUCUGAUUGGUCGACCGCAGUACCGCUUUUAAAAAGAACUGAGCGAGUCAAUUUGUAGACUGUCGCAAAGUUUUAAAACACUAGUUGACAGGCGACGGUUCAGGACCCUUAUGUACUAUUCCCCUUCUACAAGAGACUCCUGAAGGAUUCCACCACCAUCUUUUUCCUCUUAUCCUUCUUCGUUCGAUCUCGAAGCCACGAUACUCACCCCUCCGUAUCGUGGGAAUCGAUGGAUUGUAAAAUAAAACUAACUUGGCUUUUUCGUGGAUCGAAAGCGAAGUACUCGGCGAAAUCUCAUUCUCGCGGGACUCUUUUAUUUCCAUAUACCCCUUUUCAGGCACGACCGUAGGGAGUGUCUUACACGAUAACAAUAGAUACGCCUAUAUGUUUUGCAAAAGUGUUAUGUAAAAAUCAAAUAGAAUCGAUUCUCCUCGGUUUUAAAUAUAAAAGUGUUUAUUAUUAAAUGGACGUUAUUUUAACAAUUUUCAAUUUAAAGUAAAAAAUCGACAUUUCCUGCAGUAGUACAUAAGCUAUAUGUAACAUUUUUGUUAUAUUUGAUUGAAGUCAAUUUAUUGUUAUAAUUAAAAGAGGUUUACAUAUACACAUACAUUUAAAAAAACGUCGAAUUUUUUUUUGAAAUGAUUAAAAUCGAUCAACAGUGGGAUCAAUCGUAGCUUUGCCCUGAUCUACUCGUGAGAUAAUGUAUAGAUUCGUUAUUAAAUAUUUCAAAAAAGUGCAUCACAACUAUUUCAUGAUUUUUACAUAGAUUUCUACAUUUCGGGCAUAUAAAAGUAUAUGUGCAAUAUUUUAUAAUUAUUACUAUGUUACGUUUAUUA
Molecule: messenger RNA, 3377 nt
Organism: Vespa velutina
Lineage: Eukaryota; Metazoa; Arthropoda; Insecta; Hymenoptera; Vespidae
Exons: 5
Coding region: 633-1304 (223 amino acids)
Source: RefSeq, a predicted model, not a curated record